Molecule: messenger RNA, 342 nt
Organism: Aspergillus glaucus CBS 516.65
Lineage: Eukaryota; Fungi; Ascomycota; Eurotiomycetes; Eurotiales; Aspergillaceae
Exons: 2
Coding region: 1-342 (113 amino acids)
Source: RefSeq, a predicted model, not a curated record
AUGACAAUACGGAGUAAAAUCAAUUCCUCGGUAUCUCCAGUCGCCCGGUCCACUGCUAUUCCAGACCGGUGCACUCCGUACCCCCGUACUCUGGGUAUAAUAAUAUUCCACACUAUACAUGGCAGUGUAUACUAUUCUGUACUUACAAUCUGGGUAUGGAAUAUACCCACGGCUAUUGGACGGAAAAUGGCGAACGGAAUCGGGGAGACGGAUUACUCCAUGUGCUAUCCGGAAUUGAAGGAUGGGCUGCCUCAACCUAACGGGCUAGCUUGGCAGAUCGGCCAACCACGGUGGGCUAGUCGCCGGUUGACUGUUUCAGCCUCGUUAGCACCCAGGAGAUGA